Myotis brandtii (Brandt's bat) is the source of this 2201-nucleotide messenger RNA. RefSeq names its product phosphodiesterase 9A (gene PDE9A). Gene Ontology annotation, molecular function: 3',5'-cyclic-GMP phosphodiesterase activity. The record is from RefSeq and is a predicted model, not a curated record. The transcript has 19 exons. Lineage: Eukaryota; Metazoa; Chordata; Mammalia; Chiroptera; Vespertilionidae. Bases 19 to 1935 code for a protein of 638 amino acids. Gene Ontology annotation, biological process: cGMP catabolic process.
CCUCUCUCCAUGCACUGAAUGACGUGUAUUAUGUGUAACAUUCCAGAGCCCAAGGUGGUCUUCAGCAAGUACUGCAACUCCAGCGACAUCAUGGACCUCUUCUGCAUCGCCACCGGCCUGCCUCGGAACACGACCAUCUCCCUGCUGACCACGGACGACGCCAUGGUCUCCAUCGACCCCACCAUGCCCGCAAAUUCCGAGAGCACUCCCUACAAAGUGAGACCUGUGGCCCUCAAGCAACUCUCUGAGAAAGAAGAGUUAAUCCAGAGCGUGCUGACCCAGGUUGCAGAGCAGUUCUCGAGAGCAUUUAAAAUCAACGAACUCAAAGCUGAAGUCGCAAAUCACUUGGCAGUGCUAGAGAAACGCGUGGAAUUGGAAGGACUGAAAGUGGUGGAGAUUGAGAAAUGCAAGAGUGACAUCAAAAAGAUGAGGGAGGAACUGGCAGCCAGAAGCAACAGGACCAGCUGCCCCUGUAAGUACAGUUUUUUGGAUAACAACAAGAAGUUGACACCUCAACGUGAUGUCCCCACUUAUCCCAAGUACCUGCUCUCGCCAGAGACCAUAGAGGGCCUGCGCAAGCCGACCUUCGACGUCUGGCUCUGGGAGCCCAACGAGAUGCUGAGCUGCUUGGAGCACAUGUACCACGACCUCUGCCUGGUCAGAGACUUCAGCAUCAACCCCAUCACGCUCAAGAGGUGGCUGCUCUGCGUGCACGACAACUACAGGAACAACCCUUUCCACAACUUCCGGCACUGCUUCUGCGUGGCCCAGAUGAUGUACAGCAUGAUCUGGCUCUGCGGGCUCCAGGAGAAGUUUUCCCAAAUGGAUAUCUUGAUCCUAAUGACCGCAGCCAUCUGCCACGAUCUGGACCAUCCAGGAUACAACAACACGUACCAGAUCAAUGCCCGCACCGAGCUGGCCGUGCGCUACAACGACAUCUCGCCCCUGGAGAACCACCACUGCGCCGUGGCCUUCCAGAUCCUCGCCCAGCCCGAGUGCAACAUCUUCUCCAACGUGCAGCCCGACGGGUUCAAGCAGAUCCGACAGGGCAUGAUCACAUUAAUCUUGGCCACUGACAUGGCCAGGCACGCAGAGAUCAUGGAUUCCUUCAAAGAGAAGAUGGAGAACUUCGACUACAGCAACGAGGAGCACAUGACCCUGCUGAAGAUGAUUUUGAUAAAAUGCUGUGAUAUCUCUAACGAGGUGCGUCCGAUGGAAGUCGCAGAGCCUUGGGUGGACUGCUUAUUAGAAGAAUACUUCAUGCAGAGCGACCGCGAGAAGUCGGAAGGCCUUCCCGUGGCCCCUUUCAUGGACCGGGACAAAGUGACCAAAGCUACGGCCCAGAUUGGGUUCAUCAAGUUCGUCCUGAUCCCCAUGUUUGAAACAGUGACCAAGGUGAGUGACCAUCACCGCACCCGGGGCAACACGACAGACAGUGAGAAACACGGGAGUGCACAGCCGUGCACACACAUGCACACGCCGUGCACCAGCACACCCACAGAACCUCCCGGCUUCCCCUUCCUGCGCCACCACAGCCAGCCUGCUAGUCCCCAUGGAGACCUCCUCCGAGUGGCCCUCCACUCGCCGGGCACCAGAGGAGCCUGUGUUAGCUCCUCUCACCUUCACCUUCGGAAGAACCUCCUAAGUGGUCCCAUCUCCAUCUCGCUCACUCCACCCAGCACACGGCUGUCACCAGCUCACACGUGUGUGUUUGGCACCACAAGGUUGCAGACGUUCAUCUCAGCUUCACAUUUUAGCAUCUGCAGUCAACAGGGAGCUCCCGAGCAGACGAGCAGCCACCCCUCGGGGUCCCCGAGCCUGACUUCUCUGUCUCUGUCCUGGUUACAGAGGAAGACGGAGAGCCGGGCAGGCGGGGGCACGGAGAAGUCGAGGGAGAAAAGCAGAGAUGGGAAGCCAAGCGAAGUGCGCGUCUAGUCCUGUGACACUUGCGAUAUCGCCUGCGCAUUUCAAUCCCAACGAAGACAAACCCGGCGUCCGUUUCCCUCCCGAGCAGACCUCGCCUGAAGGAAGAGGACGUCCGUCCGUCCGCGGUGCCUGGGCCCGGCCGCUCGGCGUGAGAUCCUCCGCGGGGAGAAGCUGAUCCUGACCCCCCGGCGCCCACGACCAGGACCGUUUUGUUCACUGAUACAAAAAAAAAAAGGAAUUCAUGAUGCUGUACAGAAUUUUUACUUUUAAACUGC